Vigna radiata var. radiata (mung bean) is the source of this 1473-nucleotide messenger RNA. RefSeq names its product proline-rich receptor-like protein kinase PERK2. The coding region runs from base 786 to 1208 and encodes 140 amino acids. The transcript has 2 exons. The record is from RefSeq and is a predicted model, not a curated record. NCBI's taxonomy places the organism in Eukaryota, Viridiplantae, Streptophyta, Magnoliopsida, Fabales, Fabaceae.
UGCGUCCCUUGAUUUUUUGGAAUUCUAAUUUUGCCCUUGGGAGUUUUCUUUGAACUGGUUUCCUUCAUCGAAAAAGUGGUUUGUUGUGGCUGACAUAAUAGGGAGAGAAUACUCUGGUGAGCAUUAGUUGGGAUGGUGGUGAUUUGUCGAAGUCAAAGGGGUCAUAGUAUGUUUAUUAAGGUAUGAAAUGUCUUUUUCGUGGUUCAUAGUUGGCUAAAAUGUCAAACUUGAGCUCACCUGGAUCCUUUAUUUAUACUAUUUGAAAUGGGAUUUUACUUACAGUUGACCUAAUCAAGGUCCAAAUGUACCUUAACCUCGUUAUUUAGUUGACUCAGGGAUUACCUUUGCUAAGCUAUGUUUAUGUUGGUAAACUAUUUUUCCAAGGGUUGUUCAGCCUACUGAUUGGGUAACAGAUCAAUUCUGGUUGGUCAUUGAUCAAACGAAGUGCCGAUUGUAGAGUCGCUCCCAUGGACUCUAUAGCUCUGUCUAGUUUUGGCAUAUCAGAGGUUGGAGGUGGAGGUGGCGGUGGCCUAGGUGCCAUAACUUUGCUCACAUACAUAUCAAGAAUUGAAGGAAACUACAACAUGACAAAAAGAACACAAGUAUUUCAAAAGGAUCUAUUUACAAAGGCUUUAAACCUAAAGCUAAACAAUCACAUCUUCCUCACCCUGGGUUGGAUCAACUCCUACUUCCUCAUCUGGUGAUAUAGCAAAAGAAGAAAAACGAACACAAGACAAAACAACACAACAAAAGGUUUCUUUUUCAACCUGUGCCUUUAUAUUUCAAUGGACAAUCUCUGGUUUCUGUCUCGCAUCUGUCUCGUUGCCGCUCAGCCGCCACCUGCCAGCUGUCCAUUGCCACCGGUCACCGGCUGUCCGCUGCUGCCAGCCACCGUCUCCGGCCACCGUCGGCACCGUCUCCGGCCACCGCCGCCAGCACCGUCUCCAGUCGUCGUCUUCGGCCACUGUCACCGGUUGUCCGUCAUCUGCCGUCCGCCGUCUCCGGCCACCGCCUCCGGCACCGUCUCCGGCCACCGUCUCCGGCACCGUCUCCGACCACCAUCUCCAGCCACCGUCUCUGGCCACCGUCUCAGGCCGUCGUCUCCGACCGUUGUCUCCUCCACUUGUGCCACCGAUGCACCAACACCUAGUCCUACCUCUACUGCUUCCGCUAUCUUCUUCUCUAUUCUGAAAGGUCUUCAAGGAUAGUCAGUGGUUAACACCAAGAAAUUUCAACACUAAAAUUAUGGGUUGAAACAAUUCCACCAACCCUUUGUCAAAUCUGUCAGAUUUGUUUUUUGGGUGCUUUGAUAAGAGCUCAUUAUGAUCUUCCACUUUCACGAUCUGUCAUCGGCGCGCCGUCAUUUUCGCCGUUCGUCGUGAGGGGGAGUAUGUUUCCAGCCAGGUUUUAGGCUUUCAGACUCCACUAGUCAAUGAUGGUAGUCCUUGCAGUUUUGUCGCUUCUAGCCACUAC